AAGCAUAUAUAUGCAUGGAUGAGUAGUAUUUAUGAAAUUAGUAUAAAUAGACUCAAACUCAACUACAUAAUUAUAGCUGAGAGAUAAUAAUAAUAUAUACGAUCCAAGAUGAUGAUGAGUUGCUAUUGGAUUGUUGUACUAAUAUUCCUAAGUCAUUCCUUAACAACCCAUUCAUCAUCUCUUUAUUCACCUUCUAAUAAUCAUUCUCACUUUCACUUGUGUAAUACUCAUGACACCUCUGCUUUGCUCCAAUUCAUCAACUCAUUUUCCAUUGAAAUUCCUCAAGAUCUAGACUUGAAGUCGAUGAUUCUCUCUUGGAAGAAUGGAACUGAUUGUUGUUUUUGGGAUGGAGUCUCUUGUGAUCAACAAUCUGGUCAUGUCAUUGGCCUUGAGUUAACUUAUACCUAUCUUAAAGGCCCUCUUCACUCCAACAGCACCCUUUUCUCACUUCACCAUCUCCAAACUUUAAUCCUUGAUGGCAGUAAUGAUUUCUAUGGAUCUCCAAUUCCAUCUGAGUUUGGCACGUCCUUUCCCAACUUGACAGAGCUUAGCCUCUCUUCUGCCAAUUUUAGCGGUUACAUCCCUGUCCAAUUAUCUCAUCUCUCUAAACUCACUCAUCUCACUGUUGAUUCAUAUGAUGGUGAUGAUAACGAUAUUAUUCAGCUGGAGACUUAUGUUUUGAAAAGAAUGCUUCAAAACUUCACCAAUCUCAGGGAACUUUCUCUAUCUUAUUUAAACAUGUCUAAUGUUGAACUAGUUACUUCUUUCACCAAUAUAUCAUCUUCUUUGGAGCUUCUUCUUCUUGAUGAUUGUGGAUUGCAAGGGAAAUUUCCAGAAAAUGUCUUUCGCUUACCAAACCUCCAACAACUCAUUUUAUAUAAGAACUAUGAUGUUAUUGGUUCCAUGCCUACAUUUAAUUGGAGCACUCCACUCAGGUACUUAGAUCUUUCCUUCACUCAAAUCUCUGUUGAUUUACCGUACUUGUCUACAGCUGCCAAGUCUUUGCAGAGUUUAGGUCUUAGUAAUUGUAGUUUUACAGGAUCAUCAUCAUCAUAUCCUGAAAUGUUGACCAACCUAACUCAAUUACUACAACUCACUAUAUUAGACCUUAGUUACAACAAUUUUGGUGGCCAAAUCCCAUUGCAUUAUCUAUUCAAUAUUCAGCACUUGAUUUAUUUGUAUCUUUCUGGAAACAAUUUCGUUGGUGAGAUUCCAGAAUUUUCAAAAACAUCAAACUCCUCCCAAACCCCACUACCUAACCAUUUAGAAUCCCUUUACUUAUCUGAUAACUUGCUCAGUGGACCAAUACCUUCUUGGAUAUAUUCCCUUCCACUUUUAACUACUUUAUUAUUGUCCAAUAAUAACCUUACUGGUCCAAUUAAAGAAUUUCACUCAAAAUCUCUUCAAUACCUUUCCUUAGAUUCCAAUAAACUCAAUGGAGAGAUUCCAAACUCAAUCUUCCAACAAGAAAAUCUUAGAUGGCUAGAUCUCUCAUACAACAAUUUGGAUGGUGUUGUGGAGCUAAGCAAGUUUUCAAUGUCAAGUAAUCUUGAGACUCUUCAGCUUUCUUUUAACAAUUUCAUUGUGCACUCAAAUAACUUUUCCAACAAUAAUCCUUUUCCUUUGCUUGAAUUUUUGAGUUUGGCCUCUUGCAAUAUUAGCGCAUUUCCACAUUUUCUAAAAAGCAUGAAAAACCUACAAAGCUUACAACUUUCCCACAACAAAAUUCAAGGAAGAAUUCCUGAAUGGCUAUGGAAUGAUUUGAACAUUUCUCACAACUUCCUCACACAUGUAGAGCAAGUUCCAUGUAAGUAUUUACAAUCCUUAGAUCUUCGUUCUAACAUGAUUCAUGGGCAUCUUCCAAUUGUUCCACCCUCAUUGAUUUUUUUUUUCAUCUCAAAAAAUAAUCUAUAUGGAGAAAUAUCUUCUACAUAUUGCAAUUUGAGUGGCUUGCAAAUCCUUGACAUCUCAAAUAAUAACAUUCAAGGGAAAAUUCCUUCAUGCCUUGCAAAUUUAUCCUCUCUCUCCGUGCUAGACUUGCAUAAGAAUAAUUUUAGUGGAGAAAUCCCUCAAGACAUGUUUAAAAAUUUAACUAGUUUGAGGAGUUUGCACCUUAGUGGAAAUCAUCUAGAAGGAUCCAUACCGCGCUCUUUGCGCAAUUGUCAAAGCUUAGAAGUGUUAGAUGUGGGCAAUAACAAGAUAACUGGUAUAUUCCCUUAUUGGUUGGAAGAGCUUCCAAAGCUUCAAGUUCUUGUUUUGAAAUCAAAUAGAUUUCAUGGUUCCAUAGGAGCACCGAAGGUUAAAUAUCCUUUCCGCAAGAUGCAAAUCAUGGAUCUCUCAGACAAUGAAUUUACUGGUCGUCUACCAGUAAAGUAUUUUGAAAGUUUCAAAGCUAUGAUGGGGGAAUAUGUAACUAGUCGUAACUUGACACACAUUGGAGAAAUGUAUUACCAAGAUUCUGUAAUUGUGGUAAUGAAAGGUUUUGAGCGAGAACUGGAAAAGAUCAUAAGUAUUUUCGCAACAAUUGAUUUUUCAAGAAACAACUUUGAAGGAGAGAUUCCAGAGUCGAUUGGAAAGUUAAAAUCACUAAAAGGGCUCAACUUUAGUCAAAAUAGACUACAGGGCUCCAUUCCGAUGUCAUUGAUCAAUUUAAGUAAUCUUGAAGGGUUAGACCUCUCUUCGAAUGACUUGACUGGAGAAAUUCCAAGCAAAAUGACUGAUUUGACGCAACUUUCUUACUUGAACCUUUCAUACAACAAAUUAGAAGGACAAAUACCCCGUGGAAACCAAUUUGAAACAUUCAACAAUGAUUCAUACAAAGGAAACAUAGAAUUAUGUGGGUUUCCUUUGUCUAAAUCAUGUAACACGGGGAUAAAACGAGAAGAUGAUCAUGGCGAGGAGCAUACUGAUCACAUAAUAUUAAAUUGGAAAAUUGUGAUGGUGGGGUAUGGAUGUGGUCUAAUAAUUGGAAUAUCUUUGGGAUACGCAGUUCUUUACAGUGAAAGGUUUGAUUAUUGGUUACAUAAAAAGAUCAUAGGACGACAACAACAAAAAAUUGAGCAACGUCGCAAAAGAAAUUCUCGUUUACGAAGAACAAGCUAAAAUAUCAUAUGAGCUAGCUUGUGAUCAAAGAAAGUGAAGUAACUUUCGGAGAAGGAGGAUCAUGAUCAGCCAUGUCUUUCAAGUCCUAUGUGUUUUCUUUAAUAAUAUAAAAAUAAUAAUAGAAUAAAAUUAUCACUCUUGUAUUUGUAUAAAUAGAGGUUCACCCCAUUGGAAUAAACAACUCAGAAAUUCUCAUUCACUUUCUCUUUCUCUCUUCAUCUUCUUCUUCUUUCCUCUCAUCUACUUUAUAUUAUUUUAUAACACGUUAUCAGCACGAGUCUCUGCCCAAGUCCCAAUGUAAGUAUCUUGUUAAAGUUCUUGAAUUGUUUCAAAGUCAAAAUACACUAAAUAUAUCUUUAUAUAUAUACUCCUCUGACUGAAACAAUUUCAAGAAUCAUUUGAUUUUUUUUUUCUUUUUAUCUAUA
This is a messenger RNA of Cannabis sativa, 3527 nucleotides long. RefSeq names its product receptor-like protein 7. The record is from RefSeq and is a predicted model, not a curated record. Lineage: Eukaryota; Viridiplantae; Streptophyta; Magnoliopsida; Rosales; Cannabaceae. The coding region runs from base 109 to 3102 and encodes 997 amino acids. Gene Ontology annotation, molecular function: protein binding. The transcript is spliced from 2 exons.